Molecule: messenger RNA, 2748 nt
Organism: Lacerta agilis (Sand lizard)
Lineage: Eukaryota; Metazoa; Chordata; Lepidosauria; Squamata; Lacertidae
Product: monoacylglycerol lipase ABHD6-like
Exons: 9
Coding region: 123-1136 (337 amino acids)
Source: RefSeq, a predicted model, not a curated record
GCGCGCGCGCCGAUUCCUGGGGUUGGACGCCCCCCCCCCCGCCGCGCAGCCGAAGAAGCAGGUGCAGCGAGGCGAGCGAGCUGGUGCGGCGCAAGUUGAGGUAGAGCCACCAAGAGAACAAAAUGGACCUUGAUGUGCUGAACAUGUUUGUAAUAGCGGGAGGCACCCUGGCUAUCCCAAUUUUGGCAUUUGUGGCAUCCUUCCUUCUGUGGCCUUCAGCACUGAUCAGAAUAUACUACUGGUACUGGCGCCGCGCCCUGGGCAUGCAAGUUCGAUACGUGAACUACGACGACUACCAGUUCUGCUACUCCUACCGAGGGAGGCCUGGCCACCGGCCCUCUGUGCUCAUGCUGCAUGGAUUCUCGGCCCACAAAGAUAUGUGGCUUUCUGUAGUCAAGUUCCUUCCAAAGAACCUGCACUUGAUUUGUGUUGACAUGCCUGGCCAUGAGGGUACCACUCGCUCAUCCCUAGAUGACUACUCAAUCUAUGGGCAGGUGAAACGAAUACACCAGUUUGUUGAAUGUAUCAACCUGAACAGGAAACCCUUCCAUCUACUUGGAACUUCCAUGGGCGGAAAUGUUGCAGGAGUUUAUGCUGCUCAGUACCCAGCGGAGAUCUGCAGCUUAAGUCUUAUAUGCCCUGCAGGGCUGCCGCCUGUCGUGGAAAGCAAAUUUGUUAAGCUGCUGUGGGAGCUGAAGGAGUCUGAGUCCCUCAGCCAGAUUCCCCUGAUUCCAUCCACCCCGGAGGAAAUGGCAGAAAUGUUAAAGCUUUGCUCUUACGUACGCUUCAAAGUGCCCCAGCAGAUCCUGCAGGGCCUCGUCGAUGUCCGCAUCCCGCACAAUGACUUCUACCGCAAAUUGUUUUUUGAGAUUGCAGAUGAGAAGUCCACCAAGUCGCUUUAUGAAAACAUGAGCAAGAUCAAAGCUGCAACGCAGAUCAUCUGGGGAAAGCAAGAUCAGGUCCUAGAUGUUUCAGGAGCGGACAUCCUAGCAAAGUCGAUUCCUGGCUGUCAGGUACACAUUCUGGAAAACUGUGGACACUCAGUAGUCGUGGAACGGCCCAGGAAGACGGCAAAGCUGCUCCUGGAGUUUUUAGCUACGGUACAGAAUAUGGAUCACAAUAAGAAGCUGGCUUGAACCGCCCACUGUCAAGUUGAACCCUUAAGCUAGAUGUUUCAGUUAUGAUGAAAUACUGCUGAUUCGAUCAAUUCUCAGGGGUCUCAUACAGAACUUGGUGACUGUGCCAAAAUCCCUGAAGAAACCAGAUUAAUAUAUUUAAUUUGUAGGACCGUCAGUGAGGUGGCUCAUGGGAUACUGAGCAAACUUCUGAUAAUGUGUGUUGAUAAACUCCAAUAAAGUUUACAUUAUCCAGAUAUUUUGGGUGUAGUAAAAGAGCCAUCAGAUUUAUGACUAAUUUUUUUCGUUCAGGCACUUUCCGUCUAUUUUUUUAUAAUGUUUCCCACUCCUUUCUAUCCAAGUUGGGGUAGAUAACAUGCAUGCUAGCUAGACAGAGUCAUGAGAGCCUCUGUCUGACCUAUCUUACCUUGCUGGAAAUGUACCCAUUUCUUAGACUGUCUUUGGUAAUUUUUCAUUGAAUUGUAAAUCUAGUAACAUGAGAAGAAGCUGGAAGGACAGAUCUUUUGGAUUCUUUCUGACUUUAGUGAAUUUCUUUGCGAAGUUCCUAAAUUAUCCGGAAAGUAUGUACCCUGCAUAUCCACUGGCCUUUACCUUUAGCAUACAUGUAAUAUAAUUAUUUAUAUAAUAUAUUAACUAGCCUGUGACCUCAAUUCAGAAAAUUCUAUAUCACAGAAUGUACUGGCCACUCCUAGGUUUAUGCAGCUGUGUUAUGUGAUCUAGCAUAAUAUCUGGCUAAUUGGAAUGUAGAUGCCAAUGACAUUCAUCUUGAAACAUAUAGGAAAAAUCAGUAAGGAGCAAAACUUCAUAGGCUGAGAGCGAAGGGAUGUUCCUGCCUCUUAGUAUAUAUGGCCUUGCAUGAUAAGCAAUUGUUACAAAUGAUUCUUAGGAUCCAGGUGGUUGCUAAAGUGCUGUUUAUGUCGCUCAUCAAUUUAUGAUUUCAGCAGAGAAGGAAGGCAAUGCGUAAAAUUUUAAGGGCAUGAAAGUUUUAGAGAAUCUGCAACUCUGCAAUGUUUACACUGAUUUAUUAUGGAUGAGUUUUUGUAUCCCUCAAGAGCUCUGUUUCUUACGUAUGUACCGCCUUAAUAGUCAGUAAUGCUGAAAUACUGGUAUAAUCUGAUUUGAAUCAGGAAAGGUUUUUUAUGGUUGUAGUAUUCAAACAAUUUUGGAAUAACUAGUUUUGGGAUUCAGACUCAAGGGGGAAAUUCACUGACUAUGUACUAAACAAACACACACAGCUUAGGUCUACUGAAAUCAACAGGACUGUUCCUGAUUCAAGCGGUUAGCAUAUUCCCUGUGAAAAGUGAUCUUUCUGUGCAGUUAAUAAACCAAGUGGAGCCAUUUCUGGAGCCAUUUUUUUCCAUCUAGAUGGGACUUUCUCCAAGCAAUAAUGCUGUAUGUAGAUAGAUGUACAAGUGAUCCAAUUCAGGUUAAAGUUGGGAUGAGCUGUUUUCUCAGCUCUUUUCUUAAUUGUUUGUUCUGCUGAGUUAUUUUGAUGUAAAUAAUUGAGUUUCUUAAUGAAUUCUGUGAAUUCUGUGAAUGGUAAUUUCUUGGCUGGGAGGGGAGGGGGGGAAUGUCUACAUGUAAAAAUAAAAUCUAAUUAGGGUACUCUAAA